Molecule: messenger RNA, 502 nt
Organism: Babjeviella inositovora NRRL Y-12698
Lineage: Eukaryota; Fungi; Ascomycota; Pichiomycetes; Serinales
Exons: 1
Source: RefSeq, a predicted model, not a curated record
AUGAGACUCUCUCCGUUGCUUUUGGUCCCCUUCUUGUUCCAGGUGGCCACGGCCGUCAUCAACAUCACCACUGUUGUUACCAGUAUCACCAACACAGUCCCAACUAACCUCUGUAAUUCUUAUGUUACCUCCGGUGGUCUGGGUCUGCUUGCUUGGCUGGCUACCGCCGAUUUCUAUGCCCAAUCGACUACUGAUGUCGCUGUCUUAGGAACUGGGGUGAGAACGUACACGUACAUUGUGCAAUGGUUCUUUUCCUUCGACGAUCCAUUGGAGGCCACUGGCUUUGACGUCAGUUCAUUGACCGCCGCUGUUUCUGCGCUUACCACCGUUAAUGUGGUUGUUAACCCUACCCAGGGUGGUUUCAUUCUUUCUUACAAUGACUCUGUCACCGAUCCAAUUGUGGCCGGCGUGGAUCUUCUUGAUGGGCUUAACUGUUUCGAUUCCAUUAUUGGUUACUCCACGGACUUCACGGGUGGUCCAAAUCCUACCACCGUUAUUUUGG